AUGGCGGCGACGGGAUGGCUGCGUCUCGGGUUUCACGCGGUGAGCCUGGCGGUUGUGGCGUACUCCGUGGUGUGGCUGAGGCAGCUCGGCAUGCUGGCGCCCUGGCUCGUGCUGAUGUUCACCAUGUGGGGGCUGGCGACGUUGGGCGCCUUCCUCUGCGUUGCGCUGGUGGUCGACGCGAGCAAGCUCUGGGCCUUCACCCUGCAGCUGCACGAACUGCUCUUCGCGCUGGCAUGCUUCUUCGCCGUGAUCGUCACCACCAUCUUCUGGGGCCUCUUCUUCUACGACCGGGAGCUCAUCUUCCCUCGCGCCUUCGCCUUCCCGGCUCUCCUCAACCACAUCCAACACACGCUGCCCAUGGUCGUGCUCGCUCUGGAGUUCCUUGCCCUCCACCGUCGGCCUCGCGCCUUCUUUCGCCACCAUCCGCCCGUCUCGCUCUUGCUCGAGCUGAGCGUGCUUGUGGGCGGCGUCAUCGCCUACCUGCACCUGACCGCCGCGCUCUACGCCAAGAGCGGCCGGUGGCCCUACCCCUUCAUGUCCGGCUUCACCUUCUCCACCUUCCUGGGCUUUGCCACCAUCGCCGUUGUCGCCGCCCUUCUCGUCUCGCACCUUCUGCGCUCGGCUCGACUCCACCUCCACUACGCCCCACCCCGAAAGCCCGAGUGA
Molecule: messenger RNA, 666 nt
Organism: Acanthamoeba castellanii str. Neff
Lineage: Eukaryota; Discosea; Longamoebia; Acanthamoebidae
Exons: 2
Coding region: 1-666 (221 amino acids)
Cellular component (GO): membrane; endomembrane system
Source: RefSeq, a predicted model, not a curated record